This is a messenger RNA of Phalaenopsis equestris, 3027 nucleotides long. RefSeq lists its product as uncharacterized. NCBI's taxonomy places the organism in Eukaryota, Viridiplantae, Streptophyta, Magnoliopsida, Asparagales, Orchidaceae. The record is from RefSeq and is a predicted model, not a curated record. Gene Ontology annotation, molecular function: acyltransferase activity, transferring groups other than amino-acyl groups.
AUGUUUGUUGCCUUUGCCUUUCGUGAAUUACCAGUAGUACAAAUUUGUGAACUAAACCAGUAAACUUCAUCCACAUUGCUAUAAAACGAACAUCUAUCAAGCCUUCAACUGGCAAACCAAAUUGCAAAAUGAGGAACUAUCCGGCGAUCGAAAUACUGGAAAAGGGAUUAGUGAUCCCCAGCGAGGAAACCCCAGCUGAGGAGAUCUGGCUCUCCAACCUCGACCUUCUCGUUGCGCGAGUCCACACACCAACGGUCUAUUUCUACCGCCGCCCACUCAAUGUGGCCGGAUUCUUCUCGCCGGAAACCCUAAAGACCACCCUUGCUCGAGCUCUCGUUUCAUUCUACCCUCUCGCCGGCCGCCUCGCUGCUGGCACGGAGGGUCGUCUCUGCAUUCGAUGUACGGCCGAGGGUGCCCUCUUUGUAGUCGCCCGAUCUGAAUCGGCCGUGGAAGAUUUGGGGGAUUUUGCGCCCUCCGAUGACUUUCGACGGCUUCUUGUUCCUUCCGUUGGUACCGAGGAUACUGAUCUCCCCCUUGUUAUGUUUCAGCUAACCUUCUUCAGGUGCGGCAGCGUGUGCCUUGGCGCCGCCAUCCACCACACCGCCGCCGAUGGCCUUGGAGCCCUCCAUUUUAUAAAUUCAUGGUCUACUUUGACCCGUACCAACACCCCAUCCCUUCCCCCCUCACUCAACCGCACCCUUCUCCGAGCCCGCUCCCCUCCUUCCGUAACCUCCAUCCACGUCGAAUACUCCCAACCCCCACGCUCUCCGUCCUCCACUCACCCUCCCUUCACCUCCGCCAUCCUCAAACUCUCCGAUCAUCAUCUCUCCCUCCUCAAAACCACUUCCCCCAGCAACAGUUCCAAACCCCCCCUCUCCACCUUCAAAGCCGUCGUCUCCCACAUCUGGCGCUCCGCCUGCAAGGCUCGCGGGCUAACCCCAACCACCCGCACCAGGCUCUACGUGGCCGCCGACUCCCGAUCUCGCCUUCGUCCACCUCUGCCCGCCGGCUACCUCGGGAACGCCAUCUUCCGCGUGUCGGUGGAGGCUGCGACGGAGGAGGUGUUGGAAUUCAGAGGGGCGGCGAAAAUCGAUGGGAUGACGAAGCGGAUUGAUGAUGAGUUUGUUAGGUCAUUGUUGGAUUACUUGCAGGAGAAGGUGGAUGAGGUUGGGGCGAGGAAAGGGGCGUGGGUGAUGCCGGAGAGCGACCUUUGGGUGAUUAGUUGGAUGGGUUUGCCAAUCUACGAGGCCGAUUUCGGAUGGGGAAAGCCGUUCUACAUGGGAAGAGCAACUUUGCAGUUUGGUGGGUUGGUUUAUAUUUUGCCCAGUUCACCGGAGGAUGAGGAGGGUAGGGUUUCGGUGCUGAUGGCGAUGGAGGAGGAGAACAUGGGGCGGUUUAAGGACGUGUUUUAUGAAGAGAUUGGGGGAGUUGAGUCGGCUCGUGUCUCCUCUCCCUCUGCACCAAACGAGCCUCCCACAAAAACACACCUUAAAAUGUGUGCUUCGCCCAUCGAGAUCGAAACCCUGGAACAUGCAGUCGUAGUUCCCAGCGAACAAACCCCCGCCGAAGACAUCUGGCUCUCCAACCUCGACCUCCUCGCCUCCCGCCUCCACACCCCCACCGUCUACUUCUACCGCCCCCCGCUCAACGACGCCGGAUUCUUCUCGCCGGAAACCCUCAAGUCCAGCCUUGCCCGUGCCCUCGUCCCAUUCUACCCUCUCGCCGGCCGCCUCGUCACCGGCCCCGAUGGUCGCCCUUCCAUUCGAUGCACGGCCGAAGGUGCUCUCUUUGUCGUCGCUCGCUCUGAAUCGAAAAUGGAAGAUUUUGGGGAUUUCGCGCCGUCGGAUGAGCUCCGACGGCUUCUUGUUCCGUCUACCGGCGGCGCCGACGAGGCGGUUGUUCCGCUCGUCAUGUUUCAGCUAACCUUCUUUCGGUGCGGCGGCGUCUGCCUCGGCACUGCAAUCCACCACACCGCCGCCGACGGCCUCGGCGCCCUCAACUUCAUAAACACGUGGGCCAAAAUUACGCGCACGAAAACUCACGUCCCCAUUUUCCCAUCCCUCAACCGCACCGUCCUCCGGGCCCGCUCCCCUCCAUUCGUAGACUCCACCCACAUCGACAGCUACCCACAAUCCACUCCCUCUCCUCCUUCCUCCACCAAACAUUCCUUCACCUCCGCCAUCCUCAAACUCUCCAAACGCCAUCUCCACCUCCUCAAAAACCCUCCCACCAACAACAACCCUAAACCCCCUAUUUCCACUUUCAAAGCCCUCGUCUCCCUAAUCUGGCGCUCCGCCUGCAAGGCCCGCGGCCUCGACCCAUCCAUCUCGACCCGAAUCUACAUCGCAGCCGAUACUCGAUCCCGCCUGCGCCCGCCUCUCCCGGAUGGCUACCUUGGCAACGCUGUCUUCCGUACGUCGACGAAGAUGACGGCGGGAAAAAUUUUGUCGGACUUCGAGGAGACGGCGGCAAGAAUCGAGGAUGCGGUGAAGGCGCUUGAUGACGAAUUUGUUAGGUCUUUGGUGGAUUACUUGGAGGGGAAGGUGAAUCAGUCCGGGCUGAGGAAGGAUGGGUGGGUGAUGCCGCAGACGGAUUUGUGGGUGGUUAGUUGGAUGGGUAUGCCGGUGUAUGAGGCCGAUUUUGGGUGGGGGAAGCCGAUUUAUAUGGGAAGGGCUUGUAUGCAGUUCGGCGGGUUGGCUUAUCUUCUUCCGAGUUCGCCGGAGGACGAGGAAGGAGCGGUUUCGGUGGUCAUGGCGAUGGAAGAGGGCAAGAUGGGAAAGUUUAAGGAGAUAUUUUUUAAUGAGAUUGGCAGUGUUGAAUCGGUCAAUUUUGAACCGUAACCGGUUUGAGUGCCGUGAACCGGUUCAUCUUUAAAUUGUGUGUAUUUCUAUAUGAUUCUCGAAUCUUCUUAAUUGUUCUUGUGUUUUCGAGUUGGAAGUCAUUAGGCGUCGAGUCUCCUUCAUCUUUUGAUUCUCAUUGGAAUAAUGCAAAUGCUUUGUUUUGUGUCAAUUGUUUUUCUAAAUUGAG